Molecule: messenger RNA, 1221 nt
Organism: Salvia hispanica
Lineage: Eukaryota; Viridiplantae; Streptophyta; Magnoliopsida; Lamiales; Lamiaceae
Product: RHOMBOID-like protein 12, mitochondrial
Cellular component (GO): membrane
Molecular function (GO): serine-type endopeptidase activity
Source: RefSeq, a predicted model, not a curated record
GGUGCAAAAUAUAUGAACAAAUGAAACAGAGAGAAAGAGAAUAAACAGACUGAAUCCAUUAUUGAGUCUUAGUAUUUGGUUGAUGCAUGAUAGUUUAAGUGUUUUUCUUUUUUUUUACGUUCGUUAGUGUGUAAUCGGGCUUCGUUUGCUUUUCUUACCCAAAAAAAAAGAAAAAGGGGAUAAAUAGAGCGAAAACAAAAAAUGCGAAGGCAGCUCACUAAAGUCGCCAAAAAUGGGGAUUCAACAAACUCAUUGCUGCAAAAAUCCGCGUCUCCAUCGCCAUUUCUGAAGCUCGAUUCGAGCCGAUUUCAUCACCAACGCUCUUCCUCGGAGUAUUCCACUCUCUCACGUUCCAAUUUAUGGAAAUUAUGCAGUUCUAAUGGAGUUAGAGGGACGAUCCAAAAUGGGGUUUUUCCGAACUCCGUCCUCGCAAAAAGGGUUUUUUCAAGCGCCCUUUUGCAGGGGCGAUCGAAAUUUCCUGUUGCGAUGCGUGACAGAAGAUUAUUCAGCUCGGUUUCACUCGACCACCUCCGCCGCGGGGGUUCAUUUUUCAGAAGAUUUACAGCCAAUGGAGUUGUGCUAGGAUUAAUAGCGACGAAUGUUGCUGUCUUUAUACUAUGGAAGGUUGCAGGAAAUUCGUUUAUGGGGAAGAAUUUUAUGAUAUCUGUAGACCACAUUCUAAGUGGCCGGCUCCACACGCUAAUAACCAAUGCAUUCAGCCACAGAGACGCGAUUCACCUAUUUUCAAAUAUGAUCGGACUCUACUUCUUUGGAGCAAGUAUAGCACAAACUUUUGGACCGCAAUAUUUGCUUACGUUGUAUCUAGCCGGUGCACUUGGUGGCUCAAUAUUUUAUUUGGUAUAUCAAGCUUUCAUAGCACCAUCAAUCUACAGGGAUGAUCUGCAAGGUGUUUCCCACUCGAGAGUUUCAACAAUGGGUUCAAAAGCUGCUACGUCUGCGAUAAUGCUGCUUGAUAUCUUUCUAUUUCCAAAAAGGAUCAUCUUUCUCGAUUUCAUUUACCCACUUCCUGCUUUUUUAGUGGGGGGCUUUAUCGUUGGCAAGGACAUUUUGAUGGUACUGCAGGGCGACCGAGAAGUUGCCGCGUCUGCUCAUUUAGGUGGAGCGGCAGUGGCUACCGUUGCGUGGCUGCAGAAGAGGAAGGGACGCUUAGGACGAUUCUGAGAUUUCUCUUUAAUAUAUUAAAUAGAGUAUUUGAUUUUA